Molecule: messenger RNA, 1080 nt
Organism: Diatraea saccharalis (sugarcane borer)
Lineage: Eukaryota; Metazoa; Arthropoda; Insecta; Lepidoptera; Crambidae
Source: the annotation of a GenBank genome assembly
AUGGAAAUGAGGCGGUACAGGUCCGGUGGGACAUCUUUCUUAACUUAUUGGAUAUUCCUCUUGCAAAUGUUAGGCAGCGCACGGCGCGGUGCUGAGGGCCAUGGUCGGCUGAUGGACCCGCCGGCACGCAACUCCAUGUGGCGGUUUGGCUUUCCAAACCCCGUCAACUACAAUGACAACGAGUUGUUCUGCGGCGGAUAUGCCGUUCAGUGGGAACAGAACGAGGGCAGGUGCGGCGUGUGCGGUGACGCGGACCACUUGACGGAGCCGCGCCCCCACGAGGCAGGCGGCAUGUACGGCAAGGGUAUCGUCACCAGACAUUAUAGCGUUGGACAGGAAAUCGAAAUAGAAGUUGAAUUGACAGCGAACCAUCUUGGCACUUUCGUAAUUAAACUAUGCCCUAACAAUAAUCCGAAACGAGAAGCCAGUCAGGAAUGCUUUGAUAGGUACCCUCUAACCAUAUCAGGUUCACGGGAGGACCGCUUCCUAAUUCCCCUGGACACAGCCAAGAAAGAAAUCUUCCGGUACAGAGUGCGUCUCCCAGCUUACGUCACCUGCACGCAUUGUGUCUUGCAGUGGACUUACUAUACGGGUAACAUGUGGGGUAUUUGUCCUAACGGGACAGAGGCUGUAGGCUGCGGUCGUUCCGAGACUUUUAGGAACUGCGCUGACGUGAGUGUGGUAACCAGCACCGGUGGGCUGCCACCCGCGUUUGCUGGAGACCUCCGCCGUGACUACCCAUUCCUGCUGUACUACAGGGACUUCAGAAUGCCUCAGAAUGUUUUCCCGCUCGUCGUCAGCAACGAUAUUGAAACAGAGGAGGAGUUGUCUAAUCCCGUCAUUAGGGACCAAGUAUGUGUGCCAACGCAGGGAUACCGUAUGUUCCCCGGAAUGCAGGAGUGGUGUCAGACCAACUGCCUGCGUUACCCGCCCAACUGCCCUGUUGCUCUGUGUACCUGCCCACAAGUGUGCGAUGCCGUGGGAGAGAUCCAGGGCCGCGACGGAGCGGACGUGUACUGCAUGGAUCAAUGCAUCGUGUACCCGCCGCACUGUCCUUACAACCGGUGCAAGUGCUACUGA